UCGGUACUCUGUAACACUUUCGCAUUGUAAACAGUGUUGCACUGUUUUCCCGUUGAGAAAUCUUCAGUAUAAUUGACAUUACUGACCGAAACGAAGGAGAAUGAAAACAAAACCAAUAACAGAGAAGUGAAGAAGUGUAAAAAAUUGACAGACAAACAUAAUUAAAUUUGAAGAGUUUUAUGCAUACUUAUAUAAAAGUAAUUUUAAAUAAAUAAAAAAGGUGUGAAUAUGGAUUGCGUUUUGUUAUGGGAGGAAACCGAAAAAAAUGAACGAGUGGAGCGGAAAAUGAUUAGGAACAAGUCCAAUGUGAUGAGUCUUAGUGAAAAAAGUUUCGUGCAAAACUUUCGCCUAAGCAAGGAAUCGUUCAAAUAUGUGUUGGAUAGCAUAAGUGGUGAGCUAAAAACUCCACGCAGGUCCACAGGAAUACCCGAAAUUGUGAAAUUAGCGGCAACUUUAAAAUUUUUGGCGCAGGGAGGGUAUCAACAGCAAAUUGGACAAGAUCAUCAUACAGGACUAGCUCAACAAACUGUUUCGCGUUGUAUGUUUGAAGUUUGCAAAGCGAUUGAAAAAGUGCUGUGUCCAAAACAUAUAACUUUUGGAAUGACAUCAGAGGAGAAAAAUGAAGCGAAACGAGCUUUUUACUCAGUGUCAGGAAUUCCAGGAGUAAUUGGAGUGGUGGAUGGUACUCACAUCCAAAUGAUACGACCGGCCGUAAAUGAACAUUUAUAUUUCAAUAAGAAAUUAAAACAUAGUAUAAACGCUAUGGUGAUAUGUGAUCAUAAGAUGAUGAUCAAAGCCGUUAACGGUCGGUUUGCUGGGGCGUGUCAUGAUUCACAUGUGUGGAAUUUAUCAAGCGAACGCCAAUAUUUACAAACCAACUAUAUGAAUGGAGUAAGAGGAAUUCGCAUUCUUGGCGACUCUGGAUAUCCGCUUGAGCCAUGGCUUUUAACUCCAUAUAGAAAUGCUCCUGAAAACUCUGCUCAGAGUUAUUACAACUACAAGUUUUCAAAAGCCAGAUCCUUUAUAGAACGAGUAUUUGGAGUGUUAAAAGCGCGGUUCCGAUGCCUUUUAGCUGCUAGAGAACUACAUUAUGCCCCAGAAAAAGUGGUGCAAAUUUUGAACGUAUGUUGUGCUCUUCAUAAUAUUUGCACUCUUUUUAAUGUGGAAUCACCUGCCAAUAUAGCAAUAGAAGUUGAAGAAGUCGAUGCUAGUUAUACUGAAACCAUAGGAAAUGCGAAUGAAACCAAUAUUGCUAAACGUUUAAGGGAUCAAAUAAAAAACAGUAUGACUACUUAAUAACCAUAUAACAUAGUUAAGUAAACCUUUUAAUUUUUCACAUUUUCACAUUUAUUUGAUUAAAAUUCA
This is a messenger RNA of Bactrocera dorsalis (oriental fruit fly), 1365 nucleotides long. RefSeq names its product putative nuclease HARBI1. The record is from RefSeq and is a predicted model, not a curated record. The transcript has 4 exons. The coding region runs from base 229 to 1296 and encodes 355 amino acids. NCBI's taxonomy places the organism in Eukaryota, Metazoa, Arthropoda, Insecta, Diptera, Tephritidae.